Astyanax mexicanus (Mexican tetra) is the source of this 1369-nucleotide messenger RNA. RefSeq lists its product as uncharacterized. The transcript is spliced from 5 exons. Bases 696 to 1199 code for a protein of 167 amino acids. Lineage: Eukaryota; Metazoa; Chordata; Actinopteri; Characiformes; Acestrorhamphidae. The record is from RefSeq and is a predicted model, not a curated record.
CACUUUAUAGCCCAGGAAGAAGAUGUUUCAGGAAAUGGCUUUUCUGGUUUAACCGCUCUUCGAUGGAUAAAAUAAUUUCCUCUUCUGCUCACGAGCGGCCAUUUAAAUUGCCUCGCAGCAGGUGAGCCAAUUCAAACAAUUGCAUCCUGGUCCAUCCUGCCCAGCCCUUACCUCUGUUCACUGAUUCACCUUCUUCAUAACCUGUUCUUCAUGUUCACCUCCUGUGUGUGUGUGUGUGGAGGGGUGUGUUAAAUGGCAUAUACUGGUCUUAUAGAGGGAGAAGAAUAGACAAUGAAAGGGUGUGUUGUGGAAUGAUGCAGGUGAAAAAGUAGUUAAAGCGGUUUGGCAUUGUCUUCAUCUUUUUUGUUGCUGGUCUGUCGUUUGCUGUUUCUCUGUCAACUAAGUAUCCAGUCAGACAGGUAAGGCAGGCUCCUGGUGUGGAGGUGUUGGGAGGGAGAGAGAGGGAGGGUGGAGGAAGAGGGAGAGAAAGAGAGAGAGAGAGAGAGAGAGAGUGCAGUCAGAAACAGCACACAGUUGCUGUCACCAUGAGAGGCCAGUGACUGUUCCACCUUAGGAGAGACCCAGAGACUUAAAGACCCAGAAGAGGCACUAUUCACCUGCUCUUUCUCAGCCCAACUGCCUUCAUCACCUCUCGGGAACUGUCGUUUUUCUCCCUUCCCCUUCUCUCAUGCAGGAUGAGGGCUGUCUUGGGGCUGGUUUUCUUGGCAGUAUGUGUUCUGGUUGCUGUGGCCUACCAGGCCUUUCAGCAGGAGAUAAACAUCCGUAACUUAAGGUCGCAAAUAGAUUUAACCACUGAGCAAGUGAGAGUAAAGGAGGACGAAAUAGUUCAAGUCAAGUUGAAGAUUCAGCAGAUAAACGAUCAGCUGGCGCCUUUCAAAAAAGAGAAGGAUGAGCUGGUAAAGAAGAAGACUGAGCUGAAGAAGACCAAAGAAGACACAGAGAAGGGACUGGGCACCUGCCAGAAACAGAAGGCAGACUCUGAGAAGAAGAAAAUAGAAUCUACUGCAGCACUCCAGAAGCUAAAAGUGGAUCACAGUAACGAGGAGCAAAAGUUUCAAGAAGAGGUCAAAACUUUGCAGAAACAGAUUUUUGAUAGAGAUGCCCAGCUCUGUAAGUUUGUGGAUGAGAAUAAGCAGGAGGGAAAGAAGUUGUGUGCGGAAAAUAAGCCUCCCCAGUAACUUAUGACAAGAAAGGGCGGAAAACUCAGGAAAGAAACCUUUGUUAACACUGUGUAUUUUUUGUACAGCUUUUCUUUUUCAUAAAAGUGAUGUUUUUUUUCUGACUCUUGUUCACACUGAAAAAAAAUUUAACUACUAACAACAAUAAAGUAAUAGAGGAAAUAAGGACA